Molecule: messenger RNA, 3682 nt
Organism: Carassius gibelio (silver crucian carp)
Lineage: Eukaryota; Metazoa; Chordata; Actinopteri; Cypriniformes; Cyprinidae
Product: polypeptide N-acetylgalactosaminyltransferase 5
Exons: 10
Coding region: 891-3368 (825 amino acids)
Cellular component (GO): Golgi apparatus
Source: RefSeq, a predicted model, not a curated record
GUGGGUACGUGUAAAACAGGGCAGGUCUGAUGUUCAAAACGCCAGCAGGAACUGCGGAUUUAAAGUAGGAUGUCUUAAACCCAGAGGACGAAAUGAACACAACGGUGUGUGUGUGUACUCAGAAGUAUGGCCGGAGAACUAUAGAAGUGAAUCUGUCGGAAUAUAAAAUCGAGUGCAGAAACAUUCAUUUGAAAGGACAGGGGCAGCACGUGAGUGAUGACAAACUUUGCUACUCCGAUCUCAACAAGGAACUUUAACGCGACUAUUUCAGAGUGUCAUUUAAAAACGGAAGCUCUAAUAUUAAUAUAUUCUGUGUCUAAUCCUGUAUGUCUGUGAGUGUAAAACCGCGGAAGUUUGCCAGGAGUUUAGUUUAGGUCAUACGGAAGAAAUUUUUGCCACGCAGUCGUUUCUGAGUUCGGGAUGCUCUUCUGUGGUUACAUUCACAUACUCAGUGUUUGGCAUUAACAGCAUUCUCUAAAAAGUUUUCUGCUCUCAUGUUGGCUAUUUACAGUAGUCUCGAGGGUAAUAAACGUCGUCUCUGUAAGUCCAGGUAAACCACAAUCAAAUCCCGUUUUUAUUAUCGCGAUAACGUAAAUAACCAUUGUAACCAUAGUGACCACAGUGAGUGGUUUCGUUUUAGUUCUGCUGGUAAUUUCAUGCAACGUUCGCGGAUUCUCUGAUGUUGUCAAAAGCUGAUUACAUUUUAGACCACUGCGUUUGUUCCUUAAUGUAACUUAACAUACUUAACAUAAGUCAUAUCUCUGUUUAUAAUUUGUUUACGACUUUUUAAUAUUCAGGUAGUCAUUUUCAAGAAUGUGGAUUCACUCUCUUUGAGAACCGAACUGAGCGUGAACUGAAAAUACUUGAAAAUAAUUAAUAGUACUAAAAUAAUGAAAUUUAGGAAGUAUUUAAGGGGCAGUGGGAGGGUCUUGGCUUUUGUGUUUAUCGCGUCUGUAAUAUGGCUCCUUUUUGACAUCGCAGCAUUGCGGAUAUCUUUCAUCAGUGAUUUGAAUCCGGAUCUCAAACAGAGAGAGAUUGAACUAAAACAGGGAAGGAGGAAAGACAAUGUAAAGGAUGUGCUCAAACAACCACUGCAAAAUGUAAACAUAGACACAAAGGAGUUUUUAAAAAACAGCAACCGCUUUGAACGGAAAGUUGAUAAAGUUUACAGAAAGAGGCCAAUGGCGAGGCCCACAAAUCAAGUGGAGUUAAAACAAGACAAACGUUUGAAUCCAAUGUCUAUGGCUGACAAGUCUUUUGUGAAACAAAAUGAGGUAAUUAACCAAAGUAAAGUGAAUCUAAUUGUGAAUUCACUUGCGAAGGGAACAAUUAUUAGCAUCCCUGAAAAAAUAAACAAGACAAAAACAGUUAUUAAUGUCAAAGUGAAGAAUAUAACCACAAAGAUAAACAAAAUAAAGGCUGCUUUUAAUGAACAGGCAGACGCAAAUUUAGAUAUCAAAGCACAUAUACUUACUAAAGCACUGCCUACUGUCCAGGAGAAAAUGCAUCCUCCUGCAUUUAAAGAAGACAGUGUGAAGAAAGUACAUAAUAUUAAUGGCACAGUAGUGAUGCCAAAUAAUGAAGUACAUGUAGAUGCGGGUUUGCAAAGGAACUUGAGUAAUGAAUUGUUGAAACCAGCAGAUGGUGAUAAACCAAAGAACAUUAUUGAAAAUUCAGAAAAACAUGGCAAUACUUUCAACAAAACAAAACCAGAUAUUAUUCAAAAACCAAGUGAACUUAAGGAUCAGAACCCAGCUGAGGAGGCAUACAGAGUACCGCAUUCUACAAGUGUUCAGGUGAGGAGGUCAGGAGGGCAUCAUAAGGUUAUGGCCCUAGAUGUGACAGACAGGCCCAGAGAUCCCAGGGCAGUCGGACAGUUUGGCCAGCCUGCAAGAGUUCCCAGAGAUAAAGAACUGGAGAGUCGAAGACGCUGGAGUGAAGGAUUUUUUAAUGUAUUCCUGAGUGAACAGAUACCACUAGACAGAGCCAUCCCAGACACCAGACCUCAAAUAUGUUCGGAAAACAUCGUUCAUGAUGACCUGCCCAGUACCAGUGUAAUCUUCUGUUUUGUGGACGAAGUUUGGUCCACUCUGCUACGCUCGGUGCACAGUGUACUCAACAGGUCUCCUCCACACCUGCUCAAAGAGAUCAUUCUGGUGGACGACUGCAGCUCCAAAGACUACUUGAAGGAGCAGUUGGAUGUUUAUAUGUCUCAAUUCCCUAAAGUACGAAUCAUCCGUCUGAAAGAGAGACAAGGCCUAAUCAGAGCCAGAAUCGCAGGGGCUGCCUCUGCUACUGGUGAAGUGUUGACAUUCCUGGACUCUCACGUUGAGUGUAAUGUGGGUUGGCUGGAGCCACUGUUAGAAAGAGUUUACCUGGACCGCAAAAAAGUGGUCUGUCCUGUUAUUGAGGUCAUCAGUGAUAAGGACAUGAGUUACAUGCUUGUUGAUAACUUCCAAAGAGGCAUUUUCAGAUGGCCGCUGGUGUUUGGCUGGAGUGCACUACCAGAGGAAUAUAUUAGAAAGAAUCAAAUCAAGGAUUCAGACCCCAUUAGGUGUCCUGUUAUGGCAGGGGGUCUUUUCUCUAUUGACAAGAGCUAUUUCUAUGAACUGGGGGCAUAUGAUCCAGGCCUGGAUGUAUGGGGUGGAGAAAAUAUGGAAAUCUCUUUUAAGAUCUGGAUGUGUGGAGGUGAGAUUGAAAUCAUCCCCUGCUCACGUGUCGGCCACAUCUUCCGUGGUGAUAACCCUUACAAGUUCCCUAAAGAUCGUGUGAAGACAGUCGAGAGAAACCUGGCCAGGGUUGCAGAGGUGUGGCUGGAUGACUAUAAAGAGCUGUUUUAUGGCCAUGGCUACCAUCAUCUGCUGGACAAACGUGUGACUGAUAUAGGAAACCUGACAGAACAGAUUGAGCUGAGAAAAAAACUACAGUGUAAAAGCUUUAAAUGGUACUUGGAGAAUGUCUACCCAGACCUUGACGCCCCUCUGGUCAAAGCAGAAGGGCUGAUUUUCAAUGUUGGAACCAGAAAAUGUUUGGUGUUUGAAAAAGACAUUUUAUUUUUUGAUAAGUGUGAUCUCACAAAUAAGAGUCAACACUUCAGCUACACCUGGUUAAGGAUGGUUCGACAGAACACUUCCUGUUUGGCUCCUCAGGAAAAACAGAUUAUCAUGGAACCGUGUGACAGCACAAAGCCACAUCUCCGCUGGAUGCACAAGUCUGGUAAAGGUUUGACAGAGCAUGUGAUGAUGGAGGGUCAUUCCCAACCCAUUUGCCUGGAAGCUGGAGUUAAAGCUGACAGCAUCUUCCUUAAGGACUGUGAUACUGUCAAUACUUUUCAGAAAUGGCAGUUUACACACUACUAUGCUGAGUGAGAUGCUCAAGAAUAUCUCUCACCUAUUGCCCAUAACAACUUUCACCUCUGUACAUAGAUUUGUAAUUUAGUUUUUGUUGUUGUUUUUGUUUUUUAAUAGCAUAUGUGUGGUUUGAUGAGAGUCCACUUAAUGCACUUUGUGCAAUACAGAUAUGGUUUUUGACAUUCUGAAUCAUUAUGGUUCACAUUAGGGAAACAGGUCUUUUUUUUUGUUAAUAAAGGUUAUUUGUAUUUUAUGAUUUGAUUGGAAAAUAAUGCUAUGGAUAAGAAAUGAUACACAGGAUUUCUACAACAAAAAAUAAAUAAAUAAAUAAA